CCUCAACCAUAACGGGAAUGGCUCCCGGUAGCCAGCCGGCCGCGGCUGGCCCGUCUAACUCACGGACAUUUAGGACUAGUCUCGCACCUAUGACCGCCGGCCAUCGCGCCAAUGUUGGGGUUCUGACCCUGAAUGCGAUGGUCAAAGGUGUGCUUGCGACCCAUUUCCAGAGCUACCCCAAAACGGCAUUUCGCUUCUUCUCGGGCGUUAUGCAAAGGCUGGCGCCUCUGCGCGCGAAGGCACAACUGGCGGAGCUCACUCCGGGCAUCAGGGCGAAGCCGGCAUCGAAGGUUCGCGAUGCCACGACUCGGCUCGAGUACGCGGUCCUGAUCCCUAAAUCGGCGAUUCCUGAUCUAGUCACGCUGCUGGACGAGGACAGCAGCUUCACGGUCCCGGCGGGUGCCUCCUACGGCCGGGACAUCGGGCACCCGCACCCGGUGCAGCGCGCCGGCAGCUUGCGCCUGACAGCCGUCGGACUGUGCAAGGCUGGACUGUUCGCAGUGACGCUGCCGCACGGUGCCGCCUUCGAGCUGGGCCGGUACCAGGCUAACCUGGAAGCUGGUGGAGAAACGUACACCCUUGAUGUGCGCCGCAUGUCCCGUCGGCAGGGUGGCCAGCAGCCGGGCGGCCCAUGCGCCGCUGCCGGUGGUGCCGCGGCCCCUGGCGGCGCGGCGCCGGGCGCCACCGGCGCCGCCGCUGCCGGCGGCGCGGCGUGGGGCCGCGGGGAUGCCACCGGCGCCGCUGCUACCAGCGGCGAGGCACAGGGCCGCGGUGGCAUGACUGGCGGCUCUGCUGCCGCUGGCGCGGCGCAGGGUCACAGGGGCGCCGCCGGUGCUGCUGCUGCCGGUGAAUCGGCGCAGGGCCGCGGGGGCACUGUCGGCGGCGCUGCAGCUGGCGGCUCGGCGGGGGACCGCGGGGGCACUCCUCUCGGCCGUGCCGCCGCCGGCGGCGCGGCGCAGGGCCGCAGGGGCGCCGCCGGUGCUCCUGCUGCCGGCCGCGCGACGCCAGCCCCCGUGGACGCUGCUGGCACCUCCGCUGCCGGUGGCACGGCGCGGGGCCGCAUGGGUGCUGCGGGUGCCCACGCUGCCCGCGGCGCGCAGCAGGGCCGCAAGAGUGCUGCUGGCGCGUCCGCUGUCGAUGGAGCGGCGCAGGGCCGCGCAGGCGCCGCCGGCGCCCCCGCCGCCGGCAGCGCGCGGCAGGGCCGCAAGGGCCCUCUGCGCCCCACCAUCGGCGUCCGGCUGCGACGCAGUGCGGGUGCUGCCGGUGCCUCCGGCACUGGCGGAGCGACGCGGCGCCGUGGCCAGCAACGACGCCCGGCCGCCGCGGCCCCGGCUGCGGCUACGGCCGCGCGUGCGGAUGGCCCCAGCGCCGUCCAGGGCAGCGGUGCUGCGCCGUCCGGCACCCCUCGUGGCGGCGGCGGCCGCGGCGCUAGCUCCCGCCGCCAGCACAGCGGCAGUCGCAGCCACAGCCGCACUCGCCGCGACCGCAGCAACAGCCGGGGCCGCAGCAUCACCAGCCGCGGCGCCAGCCGCAGCCGCGGCCGCAGCCGCAGCCGCAGCCCGGGCCGCAGCCACACGCACACCCGCAGCCACGCCCGCAGCCGCCGCAGCAGCAGCGCCUCGCGUGGCACGAAUGGCGGGGCUUCUGGCAAGUUGGGCGGCAGCCACAGGGGCGCCUCUGCGGAUAACUCUGGGGAGCAAGAGGCACCCAUAUGGUUGAUGAGCGUUUGCGGUGAGCCGGGCCUGGGGUUCCUCCCCUCUCCGGAGCUAAACAUAACGGUGGUAGAGGCUGGAGGCCCCGAUGCUGCUCAGGCUGCUGCUGCGGCCGUCGCCGCGCGCUCCGCGGCUGCCGCAGCGGCGCAGCGCGCGGUCGCUCGGCACGCUCGUGCCGCCCGCCUCCAGUGGCUGCGCACCCGCGAGACGGCUUCGCCUGCGAUCACGCGGCUUGUGCGGCCCCCUGGCGGCGCCGCCCGCAUUGCGGCAAUCCGGCGCCCGGACGGCAGUGUGUGUGACUCCCUUCCCGAAAUCCCCACACAUAUUGUCGACUACUGGCGGCGCAUCAGUGCUGCGGUGGCUACGGACCCGGACGCCUGUGACCGCGUACUUGCGGCCCUUGCAGCAUUUGGGCGGCGCUGCACUGACGAGGACGCUGUGCGGCUUGGCGCCGACACAGUGAGUUCAGCUGAGGUGGAGGCUGCCCUGGCGGCGGCGCCGGCUGGCAGCACCCCGGGCCGUGACGGCAUCCCGGCUGAGUUGUACCGGGAACUGGGGGGCCCCACGGCACGCGUGCUUGCGCGUGUGUUCACGGCCUCCCUCGCUGCUGGUGCUCCUCCACGCGGCUUCCUCGAUGGCGUCAUUACCUGCUUCAGCAAGCCCGGGGACCCCCUGCAGCCUUCGUCGUAUCGGCCCAUUACGCUGCUCGGCACGGACUACCGCACGCUGGCCCGCGUCCUCGCCAGGCGGCUCAUCCCCGUCUUCAGCAACGUCAUCCACCCCGCCCAGACAGCCUUCCUGCCCGGGCGCCGCAUCGCCGACAACGUCCUACUGCUGCAGCUUCUGCCGGAGCUCAUGCGGGUGGCCGAAGGCGGUGGCCCUGGCGGCGGUGGCGGUGGCGGGGGCGGGAGCGCUGCGGGCAGCACCGCUGACGCUGACCGCGGCGUUGUGGCCUUCCUGGACUUCUACAAAGCCUACGACACCCUGGACCGCAACUUCCUGUACCGGUGCUUGGCAGUCAUGGGCGUUGGCAGUGGCUUCCUGGCCUGGGUCAAGCUGCUGCUUACGGGCACGCGCUCUGCCGCCCUGGCUAACGGCUACCUGUCGGCCUUCGUCCUCAUCAUUGCGGGCGUACGGCAGGGGUGCCCGCUGGCGCCUCCUUUGUACUUGGCGCCGGCCCAGGCCCUCUUCGCCUACCUCGACCGCGCGGGCUUUGGUGUCUCCUGGGCGGAUAUCCGCCUCGUCGCUACUGCCUUUGCGGACGACGCUGCGCCGUUCUUGCGUCGGAUGGCCAACGUGCCUGGUUUCCUGGCAGCUAUGGAGACCUUCCGCGCCGCCUCUGGGCAGCGCCUUAACCUCGACAAAGUGGAGCUUCUGCCCAUCGGUGCACGGCGCCGCGCCACUCCUGCUCCCGCCCGCGCUGUCGCUGCUGGCUUGGCGGCUGGCGGCGCAGCGGCUGGCAACAUGGCAGCUCACGGCGUGGCGGCGACCAGUGUGGCAGCUGCCGGCGGCAUGGCUGCCGGCGGCGCGGCGGCUGGUGGCGCGGUGGCUGGCGGCGGCCCCGGCACCAGCCACUCUGGUGGGGGCAUCUUGGCGGCCGGUGGUGCGGUGCCUUCUCGGGCGGGCGCGGUUUGGGCAGCUGCCGGUGUUGUGGUCACUGGUGGCGUGACGGCCGGCGGCUCUGCCGCGGGUGCUGGCGGUGCCGUAGCCGCGCCUGCCCCGCCCAACACAGUUGCUAUGGCGCAUGGCUUGCGCGUAGUCUCGCACUCGCGCACGCUGGGUGUGGUCUUCUACGACCUCCCACUUGGCACGGCUACAGCCCAGGGGGCUCCUUCCCUCUCCCCUGCCAUUGGCACCCUGGGGACGCUCUGCGGCCUCCCCCUAACUGCCUUUGGCCGUGGCUUCUGUGCCUCCUCCUACGCCGUCAGCCGUGUGCUCUACCAUAUGGAGUUUGCGGGUCUGCCGCCGCAGACGGUUUUGGCAGACUUCCUCAAAACGCUUGUGCGGUUUGUGGACCGCCGCAUCAUCGUUGCCACGCCGCAAGGUGCUGGCCGGGCCCGACCUCCCGGCCUCCCCUCCGACUGCGUCGCCCUGCCGCCACGCGAUGGCGGCUUUGGACUGCUGCCGGUGGUGGAACACGUGCGCGCCCGACACGCUGUGUUGGCUGUGCGCUGGCUGCAGCACAUGCACGGCUCUGCGGCUGGCACCUACGUACCGCCGUGGACAGCCGCCGCCACCGCCCUGGUGCAGCAGCUACACACGGCCGCCCACCCCCUCUGCGUCCUGACGAUGCAGCGGGCGGCCGGCGGUGUCGGACCCGCUGCCGAUGGCUGUGCAAUCUUCGGCCAGCCGGUGGCGGCAACCUGCCCGGCCCUCGUGCGCCUCCUGGGUGCCCUCAGCUACCUGCCUCCGGUCACAAUCCUGCGCCCGGCUGUGCUGGUGCCAGGGCCCUGGUGCUUUGCACUUCCGCUCUGGGGCAAUCCAGUCUUGCCGUGUGCGGCGGGGCUUCAGGCGGGUGGCUUGGAACGUGACUUCCCAGCUCUCAUGGCGCUGCCGGGUCUGCUCACGCUCGGCACGGCAGUGCGGUGCUGGGAGGCGCUGGCCGCGGUGCGCCAGCUGGUGGCUUCCAAGCCGGCUGGUGCGCUCGGGCCGCGCCUCGCACGUCGCUGCACUAUACAGUACAAGCGGUCCGUCCUGCGCCCCAUCCUGCGCAUUACGGAUAUGGCGCGCGUGCCGCCGGAGCUGCAGUCCGGCCCGGAUGCUGCUGCCCAAUUCUCCGCGCUGCUGGCCCGUGUACCGGCGGCGUGGAGGGUGGCGGCGUCGGCCACACUGCAUGCGCCUGGCGGCGCAGCCUCCGCGCCUCCUGCCCCCCAGGUAUGGCUGCUGCUUGCGCAGAGCCUGGGGUGGCGGCAUGGCGCGGCUGACGUGCCCUUGCUGACCCUUACGGUGAAGCAGGCAACCCAGCUUCAACUUGCGCCUGCGUACGACGCGCUCCGCGUGCGUCACUUGGCCUUCAUCCAGGAGGCCUACAGCGGCGCCGCGCCGCCAGCGGAAGCGAUUCAUGCGCUGCGGGCGGCCCUGGCGCGGCUGUGGGCGUUGGUGUGGGAGCCGCGACACAAGGAACCAUGGACGCGUGGAGAAAUGCCCGUGUGGGACUCCGAUGACUGCUGGGGCUAGGGUUCAUCACUUCUGGGACUGUGUGGUGGCGGAGGCUCUGCGUGAUGUGAUGCGGGAGCAUGCGAAUAUGGACAUCACACGGAACCAGUUGUGGUUAGUACAGGCGCCACCAGGGCUAUCGCAGGCGGUGUGGGACAUCGUGUGCUUGGCUGCUGUGGCGGCCCUGGACUACGGCCGACAGCGCCUUUACGCUUGCCGUGAUACUGCAGACCGGACUGCGGAGGUUGCUGUUGUGCGAAGGAUCGGUGUGGAGGUGAUUGCGGACUUCUGGUCACGGCUAGCUGCGUUUGUGAGUCUGCGUCGGCCUCCGCGCCGCUGGGACCUUGUCCCGAACCAGCACCCAUUCCUAGCGUCAGAUGAUGUUGGAGGGGUUAUCUUGGUAGGGCCAACAGCGGACUCGCCACCGGCCUCACCCUAGCUUGUCAGCUUAGGGACUCGCAAGAGGUAGUCUUAUGA
This is a messenger RNA of Chlamydomonas reinhardtii, 5345 nucleotides long. RefSeq lists its product as uncharacterized. Lineage: Eukaryota; Viridiplantae; Chlorophyta; Chlorophyceae; Chlamydomonadales; Chlamydomonadaceae. Bases 138 to 4889 code for a protein of 1583 amino acids. The transcript is spliced from 4 exons. The record is from RefSeq and is a predicted model, not a curated record.